Molecule: messenger RNA, 1786 nt
Organism: Chaetomium strumarium
Lineage: Eukaryota; Fungi; Ascomycota; Sordariomycetes; Sordariales; Chaetomiaceae
Product: major facilitator superfamily domain-containing protein
Exons: 11
Coding region: 114-1622 (502 amino acids)
Biological process (GO): transmembrane transport
Molecular function (GO): transmembrane transporter activity
Source: RefSeq, a predicted model, not a curated record
AGAUAUAAUGUUGGACAGCAAGUCAUUCGAUUCCGACGUGCCCUUCCCCUCCUCUUCUCCCCAUCCUCAGUCGCCGCUCUCCUGAUUCCCACGUCGGCCCUUCCUUUACCAAGAUGUCCCGGUCAGACGCUGCUCCUCUUCCUCCCAAGACCCACGCGUCGAGCGGGAAUGAUGCCGCCGCUGCCGGUCAGCUAGGGCAGGCCCCAUACGAUGCCGGGACGGGCGAGGUCAUCAACAUGGACGAGUACCGCCGAACCGUGCCAUGGUGGAAGCGCGCCUAUAAGCACAGUCUGACGCAGAUGAUGCUGCUCAGCGUGCAGGCCUUCUGUGGCCCGGCCAUGUGGGACGCCAUUGCAGGUCUCGGCGGCGGCGGUCUUGCUACUCCGCAAACAUCCAACAUCUCGAACGCAAUCAACUACGCAGCGCUUGCCCUCGUCUGCUUGAUUGGCGGUCCCCUCGUCAACAAAAUCGGCAUCAAGUGGGCUCUGGUUAUCGGUGCCGUGACCUUCCCCAUUCAAGGCUCGGCGUACUACUGCAACAGCGCCUUUGGCAACCAGUGGUACCUGAUUUUUGCUGGCUUCGUCUCUGGCAUUGGAACCGGCUGCUGGUAUGUUGCCGAGGCCGGCGCCAUCAUGUCGCUGGCCCCCAGCGGAGCCCGGGGGAAAUAUCUUGCCCUAUGGAUCGUGUCAAGAAACCUUGGGCAGCUCGUUGGCGGCGCUAUCAACCUGGCCAAAAACCACGAGAAGGGCGUUGACGGCGGCGUCACCCCAGACACUUACAUUGUCUUCAUCGUCAUCCAGUGCCUGGCUCUGCCCUUCGCCUUCCUGCUCUCCCCCCUUGAGAAGGUCGUCCGGUCGGAUGGCACCCGCAUCCUGGUCUCGGAGAAGCUUAGGUCGCGAGACGAGUUUAAGCUGAUCAAGUCAACGCUGACCUCUCGCCUGAUCCUCCUGUCGGCCUUCUGGGCGCUGUGGUCGUUCUUCUACAGCGGCACCUGGUCUACGUACCUCGCCACGUACUUCUCGACCCGAGCGCGUGCGCUUUCCUCUCUCAUUUCGCCCUUCUUCUGCAUCAUCGGAUGUUUCGGCCUCGGCUUCAUCCUCGACCUCAAGGGCGUCAGCCAGCGGCGCCGCGCUCAGCUGGGCCUGUGGACUGUGGUGAUCCUGAACGCCGGGGUCUACGUCUGGUCCAUCGUCAUGCAGGUCGGCUUCAACCGCCACAACCCCGGCCACAUCGACUGGGACGAGCCGCUCUACGCCAAGUCCUUCCUGCCCUACUUCUUCGUCCAGACGACGGGCCCGCUCUCGCAGUCGUACAUGUACUGGCUGCUGUCAUCCUUUGCGACGGAUGCCCAAGCCAACGUCCGGAACGGGGCCGCCUUUCGCUGUCUCGAAGCGGUGGGGCAGGCCAUCUCAUACGGCAUGAACACCCAGAUCGAGGCCAGCCCGCUGAUAGGAUUCAUCGUCUCCUUCGCCCUCAUGGCUGUUGCCCUCGGCCCGAUGCUUCUACUUGUGCGCUCGACCCCUGAGAGGAUCCCGGCAGAUGUUGUUGUCGAGGAGCAGGAGAAGGCCCUGCAGGGCAAACUAGACGGAUUCAGGGCGGAGGAACGUCAAUCGGCGGUCUAAGGGACAGCUACCUUAUUGGCACGUUCGGUGCAUGGAUGGGGAUAUGGUACAGGUAUACCACUACCGGCGAAUGAAACCCAAGGUCGUGUCCGGAUAGUCGGAAGUUGGGGUACAUUCACAUUACCUAAGUGAUGUUGAGACGCCCACAAACAUGCUCGGACUGG